GGACAUGAUAGAAUAGUAGUACCGAUGGUGGAUUACGAAUUCAACCAUACAACUGAGACAUUAGAUAUAAUGCACGGCAGAGAGCAUUUUAUGUCUAAUCUCUCCUUGUUGCUACAGUGGUCUCCAUAUUCAACAGAGGCUGAGCUACUGAAACAAUUUAAUGACAUUGGAGCUCAUGGGACAGAAGUUAUGAUUUAUAACUUAUGGUUCAACGAUGAUGGGAGUGCAGAGCUGGACUUUGAUACUGAUCCCGAGGUCAACAAUUUAUGUCACUCUAUUUUCUUCUUUUUGAAUGUUGUGAAAGUAGCGUGUACCAGUCUAAUGAGGUGGCUUCCUGUAUCUUGGUUGUUGCAGGAUAUUCGUAUUAGUGGGGAUACCAAAAAAGUUAAUGCUAGACUUGGAUGGAAAAGGGUCAAUGAACAGCACAUUGCUAAUCGUUUCCAUCACUUUCUCCGUGUUUACUUGUCUAUCUUGUACUUGCAAUAUAUCUUGAUAGACCUCAAACUGGAGGGUCAAGUUAUUACUACUAUUGGAUUUCUAAACGAUGCUCCAUAUGUCAGUUACCACGGUUUCAAUGUUUAUCACAAGAAUCGUCUGAUACUGCCGCAUUGGCAGGUUGUGAGCUAUUUAGACAGCAGGGGUCGUGGAGUUGUUGGUGUUUUGGAAGCAGAUUUUGUUGAGCCGAGUCAUAACAAACAAGAUUUUGAGAGAACUUCUCUUUUUCAGAAACUUGAAGUCCGUUUGAAGGAGAUGACGUGGGAAUACUGUGUAAUAGGAACGAUGAAGAGGAAAGAACAUGAUGAUAUUCUGCCGGUUGAAAAUGUGAAAGGGGCCAAGCUGAUCAAUACUGGGAAAAGUCAGUCUGUACAGCUGGGGAAUCCUACUGGAAAUCAGCUGAAAGAUCAAGAGGCUAAAAAUCUGAUGCAAGAGAACAACAAGCUGCGAUCUAAAUGCUAGGAAUAUGAGAAGAGGGAGGAGGAACUAAAUCUUAAGGUGGCACAGCUUAAGAAGGAAAGGAAAGCCGUUGAUGAUGAAUACUCUCUAAUGUUGGCUGAAUUAGAAGCGUUGGGGGAUGUCAAGGAAGAAAAGGGUACAUAAAUCAAUGUAUGUAGUGUUGUAUCUCAUGUAUCUCUAAUUCUUUCAUUUGUAAAACCUUGUUGUAUCAAAUGAGUGUAGCCUCCAAUUUUCAUUCUUUAAGAUCGUAGGUUGAUGUAGGGAAAAAAGUGGCUUGUGUAUGAUGGAGAGAAGAAAGUCGAGGAAAAAGAGUGAUCAAAGUGAGGUAAAAUGGUGUAAAGUUGGGAAACAGCACUCAAAUCCGUAUCGGGUAUUAAAAAGUUUUUGUGGUUUUCGGGAGAUUAGAUUGAGCAGUUUCAAUUAUAAACUAUUGUUUG
This is a messenger RNA of Rosa chinensis, 1391 nucleotides long. RefSeq names its product protein MICRORCHIDIA 6-like. The transcript is spliced from 12 exons. Gene Ontology annotation, cellular component: nucleus. The coding region runs from base 25 to 957 and encodes 310 amino acids. The record is from RefSeq and is a predicted model, not a curated record. NCBI's taxonomy places the organism in Eukaryota, Viridiplantae, Streptophyta, Magnoliopsida, Rosales, Rosaceae. Gene Ontology annotation, molecular function: ATP hydrolysis activity.